Ylistrum balloti is the source of this 1740-nucleotide messenger RNA. Its product is annotated as maltase A1-like. Bases 64 to 1740 code for a protein of 558 amino acids. Lineage: Eukaryota; Metazoa; Mollusca; Bivalvia; Pectinida; Pectinidae. The record is from RefSeq and is a predicted model, not a curated record. Gene Ontology annotation, biological process: carbohydrate metabolic process. The transcript has 10 exons.
UUGUUGGUUGCCUCCUGUGUGAUCGUCAUUUGUGUUGUGACUUUUGAGGAUGACCAAGUACGAAUGAAGUUGCAGUACGACGCGUCUGGUCUGGCUUGGUGGAAGACAUCCAUUAUUUAUCAGGUGUAUCCUAGGUCAUUCAAGGACUCGGAUGGGGAUGGAGUGGGUGACCUCAGAGGGAUAACGCAGAAGCUGGACUAUCUGGCUGACCUUGGGAUAGGUGCAAUAUGGAUCAGCCCAUUCUUCACCUCCCCUAUGAGGGACUUCGGUUACGACAUCUCCAACUACACAGAGGUCGAUUCCAUGUUUGGUACUAUGGAGGACUUCGACACCUUAUUGAAGGAGGCAAAACAGAGAGGUCUAAAGAUAAUCCUCGACUUUGUUCCUAACCACACCAGUAACGAAAGUGUGUGGUUUCAGGAGAGUAGGAAAGGACCUAACAACUCUUAUAGCGAUUAUUACAUCUGGGAGGACGGCGUCACUCUGCCGAACGGUUCCUUAGGACCUCCCAACAACUGGCUGAGUGUGUUCGGGGGUUCGGCCUGGGAAUUUGACCAUGCCCGCGGUCAGUAUUAUUACCACGCCUUCCUGAAAUCACAGGCUGAUCUAAACUUCAACGAUCCGAACGUGAAACAAGAGAUGAAGAAUGUCCUGCGGUUCUGGUUGGACAAAGGAGUUUCGGGAUUUCGGUUGGAUGCUCUCAAGUUUCUUUUUGAAUCAGAAAAUGCAACUCUAAACGAAGUUUUGUUGCCGAAUCAGUAUGAAUGGUAUGAAGACGAUACACACAAUCUGACCACAAGCUUCCCCCAAAUCAGUGACGUCAUCAAAGACUGGCGAUCACUGCUCGAUGACUACGCCUCUCGUGACAAGGAACCCAAGUUCCUGGCGGAGGAGUCGUACGCGUUAACAACAGAGAUGCGAAACGCUCAUUACAAAGCCGGUGCAAUGCCCUUCAACUUCGCCCUUCUAGACAUGAAUUCUACCUGUGGAGGAUUAUGUGUUAAGCAGUUGAUUAACAAAGGGUUGUAUGGCCUUGAGGAUGAUGCAUGGCCAAACUUCCAGGUGGGUAAUCACGAUAACAGCCGAGUGGCGUCCCGUGUGGGAAACAUGAAAUCAGGCGCUGUCACGAUGCUUCUUCUUACACUUCCGGGUACACCUACCUGUUACUAUGGUGAUGAGAUAGGCAUGACAGAUGUGUUCUAUUCAUUCAAAGAAACACAAGACCCAGCCGGCCUCAACUUUGGAGAGGACGGAUACAAGAACAGAUCGCGUGAUCCGGAGAGGUCCCCAAUGCAAUGGUCGAGAACAAGGAAUGCAGGGUUCUCAACAGGCAUACCGUGGCUUCACGUAGAGAGAAAUUUCACCCUAACGAAUGUCGAGGAACAGGCUGAAGACCCCAACUCAAUGUUGAACCUGUUUCGAAGUUUGGCGAAAAUCCGGCAGUAUCCAUCUUUUCAGAAUAGUAAACUCCAUUUCGCUGUAACCAACGACAACAUCGUGUCCUACGUCAGAAUGGCAAAGGGUUGGACCAAAUACCUCGUUAUGAUCAACUUCGGCUCAUCCGGAAGUACCGAUGACUACUCUCAGGACCCUGUUAGUUCUACUUCUGGCAAGAUUGUUGCAAAGACAAAUAAUUUUAAUUCGACAGAUAUUGAAAUAGGACACACCAUUUCUUUGGUGGACGUUACACUACAACCUGGACAAGGACUUGUCGUCAAGGUGUUCUUUCAAGAUAGUUAG